Messenger RNA from Dimorphilus gyrociliatus, 6429 nucleotides. Lineage: Eukaryota; Metazoa; Annelida; Polychaeta; Dinophilidae. The record is from the annotation of a GenBank genome assembly.
AUAAGCAUGAAUAAGAGGAAUGAGCGAAUAUGUCAAAAAUAAAUCAAGUCAUAUUGUUUUACCAGCAAGAAAUAAAAAGUCUGUUGAAUGAUGAUCAAAUUUUUAAGAUGGCUGCACGUGAAAACGGCAUCAUAAAUAAUCAAGAAUCGGAAGAAAAUUUCGCUAUUUUCUUUGAAAACUGUAUACUUCGUGUCCCGACUAAAGUUUUCCAAAAUUUGUUAAUAACCUGUUCUCGACAAACGGCUUCUAAGAGAUACGUCGAAUUGGCUAAAAGCAUUGAGUAUCCCUGGUCCCAAUUAGUUCAAGAGGUUAAAAAGUAUGUACGAGAAAAGUUUGUUAAUAUUUCCAUGUUUAAAGACAAGAAAAUCUUAGUUAAUUAUGAAAAUAUAAUGGCACCAGUGCUAAUUUCUACGUAUUUAAACAAUGAUCAAGUUGAUGAUGUGAAAACUUCAGAUGAUUUUUUUAAGCUAUCAAAUAUUAUUUAUGAAAGAGGAGAUAAGAUUCUUAUCAAAGGAGGACCUGGCAUGGGAAAAACAUAUCAUUUUAGGAAAAUUCUCUGUUCAUGGGCUACAGGAGAUAAGAGAGACUGUCUUCUUCUAAAUCUUCAAUUAAAGAAGACAGAUCAAUGUAAUAAUAUUAUAGAUGAACUAUAUAAACAUAAUUUUUCACAAUCUUCAAAAAUUUCUAGGUCACUUUUUGCUUGUAUUUUUAAUAAGGAAUUUUCUGAUUUCCAUCGGAAAAUAUUUAUUUUGAUAGACGGAGCAGAUAAAUUCGCAACCCACGUUAAAUUUUUGAAUAAAAUAUUUACAAGUUUUUCAAGGCUGGUCAUACUUGUAUGGUCAAGAAAUUGGAAGGCCUAUGAAAUUAGUAAUACAUAUAAUCAUGUCUAUGAAAUAUUCGGAUACGAUGAAAUUCAGAAAAAAAUAUUCUUUGAUAAGUUUUUCUAUGAGUUACACAAAAAUAAAGUUUGUCAACAAGUUACUCGUCAACGUAAAUUGAGUAGUGACGAUCCUUAUCAGGAUGUGACAAGCGCUUGGAUUCAUAAUAGAUCGGAAAGUGAUAAAUUAUGGCAAUAUUUAUGGACUAAAAGAAAAGAUUUAUUGAAAUCUUGUUCAAGGCCAUUAGUUGCUUUCACAACAGCUGCUGUUUGGGAAGAAACGAAAGAAUGUAAAGAAGGGUAUAUAUUUGAAAAAGUUAUCGAUAGACUUUUAAAGAAAAAAGCUAUUACUAGAGAUACUAUAUACUAUGAAAAGAUUAUUAAUCAUUGUUCAGAAGAGGCAUACAAUCACCUUUUUCGUAAAUUACCCAUUAAAAUGACUGAUAUUAUUAAAAAAUCGAGUAAUAUUGGAAAUUUACUUAUGGUAAAUCCUUACCAGUCUGCUGAAGAUCAAGAGUUAGCUUUUAUUGAUAUUUCAUUUUUGGAGUACUUUGCAGCCAAACACAUAAUCAACUGUUUAAAGUCGAAUGCAAACUGUGAACAAGGACGUUUAGAAAAUUCGGUUGCAAAGCAGGCAUUCAUUCGAUACCUGUUUGAUCAUAAUUUAAUUGAGUUAAAAUUUAUAUUUAGAUUUAUUAGAGAACUAUAUCCAGAGUUUUUCUCUAUUUUACCUGCAAAAAAAUCAUUUCCUCUCGAACCAAUAGAUGAUGAUGCAUUACAUACGAUUAAACAUUAUCGAAAUGAGAGGGUUUUUAAAUUAUGUAACACUACCUUAGCAUUUCACCAUUUGAAUCCAAUUGUUAAAAGUUUGUCAAGAAAUGUUACAACUAUACAAUUAAUGAAGGUUAGUCUUAAUCUGGAUUAUUUUUUGGAACUUAUAACAACAGAACUUAGCCUUCAGUUAAUAAACUUGGAACUUAAUUCUUUAAUUGAAGAUAAGAGCAUAUCUGUUAAGAUUCUUACUGAAAUAACUCGGACUUUUGUAAAGUUGAAAAGCCUUUUUCUUAUCAACGUUCCCCUCUGUAAAAAUUUGAGUACACCAGUGGAUAUAUCUUCAAACUCCGUGCUUGGCCUUACUUUGCAGAAUUGCUGUUUUUCACCUGACAUGAUAAGAUCUUUUAGCUGUCAGCGUUUAUAUAAAUUGAAUCUAUCUUUUAAUAAAAUCGAAGAUCAGAAGUUCAAAAAUUUUAUUAAUUGCCUAAAAUCUAAUCGUAGUUUGAAGGCUAUUGACUUUUCUUUUUGUCAGUUGUCAGACACCCAUUUUGAUAGUUUAAAAACACUAAUUGAAGAAAAUCGUAGUCUUACAGAAAUAUCCUUACAGGGUAAUGAUUUUAACAUUGAAACAACGAAAUCUAUAGGAAGUUUAGCAGAUGAAAGGCAAUAUAUCAAAGUAUUUGAAAUUAACAACUAUAAAGCUUUGAGCGAAAACGAUAAGAGUUUUAUAGCAUUUAAUCCGAAUCUUGAAGUUUUAACUUUGUCAAAGAGUACAAUACUUUCGCCGGUUAUUGAGAAAAUAAUUCAAUUGAAAAAUCUAGUGGAAUUGGGAUUAUCUUCCAUAAACAUUAAAUGGAUUGGAAAUCAUUUUAUUCACUUGGAAAGUUUUGUUAAUUUAAAGAUCUUUGACUUCAGCUAUAAUGAUAUAACAAAUCAAAAGAGAAUGUUUCAUUUAUUUAAGGAAAUUCUUUCAAGUUCUUUCAAUUUGAAAAAACUUGUUAUGAACAACUGCAAUAUAAAUCCAGAAGGUCUUAAUAUUUUAGGGAAUUGUAUGAAAAAACUUUCCAAUUUGACUUUUAUAAAUAUUUCAAAUAAUAAUCUAGAUUGUGAUAGUUUUGAAGAAUUCUUAAAAUUCAAGAUAUUCACAGAACAGGAAGAAAUUGAAUUGGAUUGUUCAAACUGCCAUUUGGAAAGUCAAAAUCUUGUUUCAUUACUAAAAUUACCGAAAUUUAAGAUUUUAAACUUUUCACAGAAUUAUAUAAGCGAAUGUUAUGUGGAGUUGGAGAAUAUUGCAUUUUUUCAAUAUCUCAGAGAGCUAUAUUUAAGAAAUUGCAAUUUACCGGAAGAAUUCCUACAACAGAUUGGUAGGAACUUGGAAAGUUUUAGUAUGGUUCAAAUAUUAGAUAUAUCGGAAAAUAACUUUAAGGAUAGAUCAUUGAACUAUUUUUUUGAAAGAGUAUCAACGGAGGAAAAUAAUCUUAAAGAGAUCUAUAUUUAUGGCAAUGAGUUUUCAAAAUAUGUAAUUUCAAAUAUGUAUUCGUGUAUUAAAUCUCUACCAAAGCUUAGUAUUCUUAAUUCUACUGAAUCUGUCAAUGAUUCGUUAUUUAACCAAAGCUUAAAUGAGUUAGUUAACAGCAAAAAGUUUAAUUUAAAAAUGAUCAACAGUUUACUCUCUAACUACGAUGAUAUUGUUGAAUUAAAGAUAUUACAAUUAUCGCUUAUAAGCGGUCAGAGAGAGAGUUAUCUUCAUUUGAUUUCUGAAUUAGAAAUCAAAAUAAAGUUCAUUAUUUUCGAUGAUAUCCUUUCGCCAAGUGAGAGUUUAGAAAUUAAAAAGAUUAUUGAUCAAAAGGAAAAGACUGUUGAGAAAAUUUCAAUUAAUGAACAUUUUAUGAAAAAUACAGAUUUUUCUCUAUUGUCAGCUAAUUUUAAUUUAACAUCAUUAAAAAUUGCGUUCAGAUCGGAGGAAAUAAUUAAUUCAGAAAUUUGGAACUUGCUAUCGGGACAGGAGAUGCUGAAAACUUUAUAUUUGUCUAGAGUUAAACUGGAAGAUAGAUAUUGUCAAAAUUAUGAGAAUAUUUUCAUUAACCGCGUUUCAAAACUUGAAGAACUAAAGAUUUUCUCGUCAACAUUCUGUGGAGCAACUAUCAGGAAUUUUAUUUCCCGACAAGAACAUUUAAAAGUAUUGGAGAUUAACGAGUCUAAAUUUGAUAAUCUUUUCGAUAGAGAAUGCAAAUGUCGCUCUCUCAAAAAGCUUACUUUAUUCAAAUACGAGUUUUCAAGAGAAGAAAUGGAAGAUUUUAAAAUAUUCCUUAACAAACAAAGCCAUUUGGAAAAAUUAAAUCUAAAAUUAAACAAUUUAAAAGAUAAUAUUGGUUUGAAAAUAUUUAGUGACAGCUAUAGAAAUGAUAAUAAUACAAUUACCGAGUUAAGCUUGCACAAAUGUAAAUUAUCAGUAAAUAUGGCUGAUAAACUUGGGCUGUUUAUUGGUCGUCAAACGAAUUUGGAAGUUCUUGAUUUAUCUGGCAUAAACAUGCAAAAUAAAAUUGGUUGUAACUUAUUUAGGGCGAUCUCGGAAAAAUGUUGUAACAUCUUAGAUUUGAAGUUGGGUAAGUGCACUUUCUCAAGGGAUAUGGCGGAAUACCUAAUAGAAUUUAUUGAUAAUCAAAAACGCUUGAAUGUCUUAGAUUUAAAUUCAACAGAUUUAUCUGUGCUUAAUACGAAUAAAGAGUUUCAUUUCUGUUAUGAAACAAUCAUUUGCCUUAAUUUGCAUCAUUGUACUCUAUCAGAAGAAACAGCUUACUUAUUUGGAAGACUUAUUAGGCAUGAGCAUUUGGAUAUACUUAAUGUAAGUAAUUUACGAUUGGAAGAGUGUGGAAGUAAUUUGUUUGAAACUAGUGGGAUAUGUUCAACUAUUUCAGAGAUAAAUUUAUCUGAAACUACAUUUUCCUCCUCUACGGCAAAGACGCUUGGAAUAUUUCUUGGUUAUGCGGUCAAUCUUAAAACACUGAAUUUGUCUAAAACAAAUCUUACAAGAGAUAUUGGAAAGCAGCUAUUCUCAAAUAUCUCCUGUGACUGUUGUAAGAUCAUAAAUCUUAACUUAAGUCUAUGCAAAUUCUCCGCUUCCAUGGCCCAGUAUCUUGGAAUAUUCAUUAAAUAUCAAGAUUCUUUGAACACUCUUGAUUUAUCCCGCACAGAUCUCACAAACGAAAUUGGAACCAAUAUAUUCUCACGAAAAGUUGACACUAAAUACACUAAAUACAUCUCCAGUUUGAUCUUAGUAGGUUGUUUACUGUGUUCUAAAAUGUCUACCUCUCUUGGGAUAUUUAUUGAAUGUCAAAACAAUUUGAGCCAUCUUAAUUUAUCACAUACAAUACUGGAAGGUUCAAUAGGAAAAAAUCUAUUUGAACACGCAUCUCAUACUUUUCCCACAAUAUUGACGGUUAACUUGAAACGUUGCAAGUUUUCAUCAGAUAUGGUUGAAUCUCUUGCUAAGUUCAUAGGAAAACAAAUUAAUCUUACAGAGCUGAAUCUAUCAUCAACUGAUCUUUCACAAAUUGAAAAAGAGCUAUUUACAGAAAUAUCUAAAUCUUGUUACUAUGUUAGAAAUCUAAAUAUUCAAAACUCCACACUCUCCAAUGAUCAGACAACUGGCAUUUUACAAUUUAUAGAGUGUCAAAAAUAUUUAACUAAUGAGGAAAAACUGUUGAUAACCCAAGAAAUUGUUGAAAGAAAGUUUAGAGCCUCUAAACCCUUGAUAUAAACAGAUAUGAAUAUAUUGUUAACUAUUAAAAGAAGACUAUGAUAAUUUUGUUAAAUAAUAUUUUUUAUCUUGUCGUAUCGACUUUUCCCCUUCAACUUUCUGUUUUGAUAUGUGUUCCAUUGACAAACAGUUAGGUAGGUAUAUCCAUCAUAGUGUCUGACCUGUUCAAUAUAGAAAAUUUAUAUAAGCUAAAGAGCUUUAUCAGUUUAAUUUCAUCUAUUAACCCAUAUGUUUCUUCCUGCGAGAACGGUAGACUUCUAUUCAACAACUCGUUCCAUUUUAUUCUCAAUUUUUUAGAAGCACGAGCAUUUCCAAUGUCUACUAAAGCUUGGAGAAUAGUAUUAACUCUGCUUUGAAUUUUGUCCUUUUCACUAGUAGAUGGCAAAUAUUCUUGAUUAUUUGACCAUUUUUGCAAACAUUUCAAAUUAACUUGAAAAAAAUCUGGGGUUUCUUCAUGCCUUCUCUGACCUAAGCUAUCCAUCGCUUUGAGUCCUAAUAGACGAUAAUAAAAUCUAUCAUCUUGAAUUUUUUCAGAAAGCUUCCUAAUGAGUUGUGUUUCAGAUUGUGCUUCACCUAAGUAUUAAUAUUUGAAAUAACCUUCACAAAAUUCUUUACUAUACUGUAUAUACAAUAUAUUUACUUAUUUACCUAACAAAUGUAGAUAGCCUUUAUUACCAGACUCCGUUAAUGCUUGCUUAACACACGUUCUAAAAUUAUUAUCUUCAAUUUCCCACAGAUCAUUCAUUAACCUUUGAAGGUCGUUUUCAUAUGGCGUUCGAACCUGUACACAUUGAACUUCAGCUAUUUCCCAACCUAACUGUAACAUCAAACUUUGACCUUUAUUUGAAACAAUUUCAGCUACAUGAACGAGAAAUAAAUCGUAAGCCUUAGACGCUUCCAUUCUCGAGAAUGACUAUGUGAUUACCAGUUCAUAUAUGGUUAUUAAAGGUUAAUAACCAUCUAAAAUAUACUUUUAAGAAUUAUUGAAGGUUAUAGUUCUUAUAGUUUUAUAGUUAAA